AUACUUUUAAAACCUUAAAGUGCAGUUCUGUUAAAACUCUGCAAAAGGAUUGUGAAAUAGAAUGGCGCGGUCGUUAAUCAUCAACACUUUUUGGAUAUUGUUUAUGCAAUUCAUUUUGAUAGUUAAAGGAUUUAAGCCAGAAGACACAGCUUGCGAUGUUUUUGACUUAGAGCCCGGACGAGUUCUUCGAUGUACAGAUAAAGACAAUAUCCCCGUCACUGCUGCCUCAGAAGUUCCUCCUGGAUCAACGUGUGACAUCAUAUGUCCAUAUAAGGAAGUUAAAGCUUGGGUCACAUGUGAUGAUGGGAAAUGGAAUGAUUACUAUUUGACUUAUUGUAAGGAGGCACUCACUACGCAGAAUUCACGUCUCUCACGACCGAAGCGAUGGUUCCGGUUUCGCAGAAUUUUUCGGGCGAUCGGUCGAUUCUUCCGCUGCUUGUUUGGGUGUUCAAGGCGUCGAGAUAACACACCACCAAGCUUAAGAUGUCCACAGAAUAUACACAAAAUUGCCGAAAAAUUACAGACAUGGACAGUUGCUACUUGGGUGGAACCAACAGCGAACGAUGGACGGGAUGGAGGAAUCACUCCAACGAGGGAAGGAAAAGCAUCUGGGAGUUACUUCAGUUCUGGUGUGACUGCUGUCGGAUACUAUGCUCGAGACCGAAGUGGAAAUAUGGCAAGAUGCACCUUUACCAUUACUGUCACAGUCGUACGUUGUCCUUGGCCGUCCCGAGUUAGUAAUGGAUACUUCAUCUGUCACCCCAGUGACGAUGCCAGGUAUGGAGCGACUUGUCGUUUCGGUUGUUACCCUGGAUACCAACUGGUAGGAAAUACUCAGCUGGAGUGCCUUGUAACUGGACAUUGGAACCAUAUUCCUCCACAUUGCGAAAAAAUAACAUGCCCGGUACUUCCACCACCUGUUGGAAAUUUGAAUUACGUAUGCACCGACGAUAACAAAUUCCGCAGCAUAUGCACGUAUGCUUGCACUGCCGGAUAUGACAUCACCCCUGGUAUGUCACGUGUUCGAGUCUGCACCGCGUAUGGCAUGUGGCGAGGAGCAGAACCUACUUGUACAGAUAUCGAGCCUCCCAAACUACAGGGAUGCAUGCACACAGUGUACGGUUUUGCGGACAGAAAUUCGACAACUGGUGUGGUAACAUGGAGAGAACCUACCGCCCUGGAUAAUCAUGACGCUGUUGUUAAUGUUGUAAAGGUGGGGAGUGUAUCACCAGGUGACAGACUCCCAGCAGGAAGUUAUAAAAUAAUAUACAAAGCUACGGACGCCGCAGGAAACCAAGCGCAGACGUGUAAAACUGAAAUUGCUGUGAAAGUUUUGAAGUGUCCCGUAGUAUACCCUACGCCUUUCCUAAGUGUUACAUGCCCUUGGGGGACAAAGUAUGGGAGUCAAUGCGAGUUUAAUUGUGAUCCCGGAUCAGUGCGCAAUGGGUCUAAAAUUGUCGUCUGCGAAAAGAGCGGAAGUGGUAACUACGGAUAUUGGACGUGGGGAGACAGACAACCCUAUUGUCAAGUUAUCCAGAAAUGUAUCAAAGAACCAAACGUUCCCCAGAAUGGUGCUCUCGCUUGUGAUUAUUGGCUCGGUGGAAAAUUUUGCCAAAUGCUGUGUAAAUCGGGAUAUGACGUACAACUUGGGCAGAGCUUUGUCGAUAUGCUUGUAUGCGGUGAUAGUGGUCAGUGGCUGCCAGCCGGGUCUCUUCCCCUUCCAGACUGCGCAGAAAGUAGAUUGCCGAGAAGGGGGAAAAUCCCGAUGUCUGCGACAUAUUAUUUUACUGGGGAUUGUACAGAUCUGGCAGUCCAAGAUAAAAUCAAAGAAAAAUUCAUCCAAACGCUAUCGGCAUCUGUGUUUAAGGAUGCAUGCUUGAUUCACGCAAAAGAUUGUAAUGUGGAAAAUGUACAGGUGAAAUGUGGUCAAAUAGCGCGCAGGAAGCGUUCUAUUGACGGGACAUUACGUAUCUACUUCGAUAUUGCAGCAAAAUUCGAUGAUGCAACUUUUAAUGAAUCCUUCACACAAUUUAGACGACAUCAGUCUGAAAUAAUAGAUAUCAUCAUUGAGUCUAAAACUACAGGGACUUUAGAUUUCAACAUUAGUCAAAUCGCUCUCAUGGAGGCAACAGACAUAGACAAUCUCGAUGUUGUGUUAGAAUGUCCAGAAAACACAAUACCGUCUUACAAAACUACUUCUUGUGUUGAAUGUCCGGAAGGAGCAUUUUACAACAAAGCGACACAAACGUGUGAAAUGUGCUCACGUGGAAAAUACCAACCUUCCUCCGGACAGUCUUAUUGUCUGUCUUGUCCAUUGGGUCAAACUACUAGAACGACGGGGACACAUUUCCUUUCACAGUGUGAAGAGGGAUGUGAACCAGGCUCCUGGUCCCCGAAUGGUACACCCGAGUGUUCUCUUUGCAUGAUUGGAACCUUCAGUGAUUCAUAUGGUGCCUCUCAAUGUACUCCAUGUCCAGGGUCAAAAUCCACAACAGAGGAGGGGUCAAUAAGCAUUACACAAUGUCAAGAUUUUGACUUACGCAUGACGGAAGUUGGAAGUGAAGCAUCAGCUGGCGUUGCUGUUCCAUUUUCUAUCGAUACUAUUAUCACAUUUUGGCUUCAGAGAGAAACCUUUACAGGAAACGAUUUUAGACUUGAAAUAGUCAACGUAAAUACUGGUACUUUGACAUUCUAUCUGGCUUUUGGUGCGGAAAUUAAGAUAGGAAAACAAGGAUAUGAAAACACGACGAACUAUAUUUCUGAUAAUGAAAGAUGGCAUUCAUACGUGAUAAAGCAUGGCACCGACUCCACGGAACUGUACGUGGACGGAAGAUUAGAAGCAAAAUCAUACUUAGCUAUAGAUUUCCGUGGGAAUAUGACGGUAUCCCUGAAAGGUCGGGGAACCGUCUCUGGAUUAAACAUAUGGAAUAUGAAUUCAACCACUUUUACAUUGAUUAUGAACAAAUCCCAAAAAUGUAACACUGGUGAAUUGGGAGACUUGGUUAGCUGGAAAGCAUUUGAACUUGCGUCUAAUGACAAUGUUUUCAAACAAGCACCGAGUGAAUGUGACGAUGUUAACGACUGCCUCUCCAAUCCCUGCUUGAACGGAGAUUGUAUCGAUCUACUUGGGGGACACGAAUGUCAUUGUUAUUUUGGGUUUUAUGGAGACAACUGUGAAGAGAACAUAGACGAUUGCAUUGACCACGCAUGUGAAAACAAUGCAACCUGUGUAGAUGGCGCUGCAAACUAUACAUGUCAAUGUCAAUACGGAUAUAAAGGAGAAUUAUGUGAAAUAGCAAUGGUUGAUGGGUCAUGGGGAGACUGGGGUGAGUGGUCGUCCUGUUCAGUAACGUGUGGGAAUGGAACACAACAAAGAUCUAGAAUUUGUAACGACCCAGCUCCUGACAACGGGGGACUGGACUGUCCAGAUAACAGCACAGAAAGUCAGAUAUGCAACGAAACAAAAUGCCCAGAAUGCAGUUCAUUAGAGCGACUUGACAACGUAAUAUGGACAUGCACAAACGACAGCGAUAAUAUAAACUGCACUAUAGACUGUGCUGCUGGAUAUGACUUCGAUCACGAAAUCAAACCCUAUUAUUUAUGUGGAAUCGACACGUUCUAUCUGUGGGAUUUUCAGACAGAUGACAAUCCAGAUAGGAAAAUGCCUUCUUGCUCAGAAAUAAAAGAUAGUAAAAAGUUGCAAGUAUCGUAUGUGGCAUCUUAUAAAGACUUAGAGUGUGACACCUCAAUCAAAUACAAAGAUACACAUAAAUUCAUACCCGAGGCAGUUCAACUUGGACUCAACAACAUUGAAUGUGUUUCCACUGGAGUCUGCUUCCUGGACAGAGUAACAGUCACAGAAUGCAAUCAACGACAAAAGAGGUCUACUGUGACGAGCAACGCGGGAGUUGAUGUGUCUCUGUCAUGUGAUCCUGCCGUCCAUGGAACAGAAACCUGUUACACGUUAUUGUAUGCAGCAGUGAAUGAUAUACAAUUAAUGGCUAUGAAUCAAACACUUGAUGUUGAUAUACAAGGAAGCAUAUAUAAAAUUGACCCAGACAGCGCCUCAGCUGAUGGUACAGUGUCUUGUCCAACAGGAAUGGUCCAGAUGAAAUUUUACUGCAUUCCGUGUGCUCCUGGGCGUUAUUUUAGAGAUAACGAAUGCCUCGUGUGUGACUUUGGGACUUACCAAGAUCGAUCCGGGCAGCUUUCUUGUAAGGAAUGCCCGGAUGGAACAACCACUCCUGGGAGAGAGUCUCGGAGUGUGACUGAGUGCUCUGUCAAAGUGGAUACCAGUGCUAAUGAAUCCAUUCCAAUAAUUGCUGGUGUUUUGAUAUCAGUUCUGGUACUGACCAUUGUUGUAAUAUCUACCAUCGUUUUUAGACGAUAUUUACAUCAGUCCAACAAAAAGAAAGACAUGGUGUCAUCUUCCAUAUUGAACAUACAAUCUAGGGAGCGGAAAUUUGUUUCAAAAACUUCCUUUGACCGUGUGCAAUUGUCACGGACAUGGGAAAGUCCCUCAAAACAAUCAAUCCCAUCGACAAUAAAAGACAGUAAAGAAAAUGAUGAUAUAGAUGUGAUCUAUUUAGAAAAGUAGCAGAAACCAUCUUCACUUUUCUGUGUACAAAUUGAUAGUUGUAGAACUUUUAACUUGUAGAAAGAACUUGAUAAAUUGUAAACAGUUACAAAGUACGAGUUACACUUCAUUAGUAAGAGUGUGGGACAGGGAAAUUCCACCGAGGGGACAACAUUCGCAGUCUAGGACGAGGCUUUGCCGAGUCCUAGACAGCGAAUCUUGUUCCAGAGGUGGAAUUUCCUUAUCCCACACGAGUAAAUAAUGAAGGAUUAUUUUUCUCACAUUUUACCUACAGUUUAGUGCAUAGAUUUAGGAGCUUUGAGAAAAUUCUAAAUUAUCAAAAUCCUCAUUUAAACUUCGAUGCAAAAACUAAUUAGAUAGACAGAAAGAGCCUACCCGAAAAUAGUUUACAUUGUGUAAACUAAAAAACCCAAGGUUGUUCACCAGAAAGUUAUACUACAUUAAAAUUUAAACAAAAAACACAAUAUUGUUUUUACUUCACCGCUUAACAUAAAUUUUCACCGGGUAACGUAAAUCAUAGAAAAUGUAUUACGUCACAAUCAAAUUACGUCGCAGCAGUGUAAGACAGAAAAUCGCACAUGUAUGUCUCACAUGAGUAAAGUCGAUCUCACACUAGUGAUAAUGUGAGAAAUAUAUAUCAUAUACUUUGUAAUGAUUAUGCAGGUUCUGCACUGCACCGUGAUACCGGUGACGUCACAAUAGCCAAUAAGACCCGUCCAAAAAUCCAUAUCACAUAUCAGACCGACGUGCAAAAAUGCAUAUCAAGCCGAAAAUUAAGUAUUCGCCCGUAAUAAUCAGUGUAUCAAAGUUUCUAUCAUAGUAUCUGUCUAUCUAUCUAUCUAACUAUCUAUCUAUCUAUCUAUCUAUCUAUCUAUCUAACUAUCUAUCUAUCUAUCUAUGUAUCUAUCUGUAUCUAUCUAUCUAUCUAUCUAUCUAUCUAUCUAUCUAACUAUCUAUCUAUCUAACUAUCUAUCUAUCUAUCUGUAUCUAUCUAUCUAUCUAUCUAUCUAUCUAUCUAUCUAUCUAUCUAUCUAUCUAACUAUCUAUCUAACUAUCUAUCUAUCUAUCUAUCUAUAUAUUGAUUUUAUUUACGUGCAUAGAUUGCAAUACAUCUAAAAAAGGAUUCUUACAUGUCCUUCUAAGGAACGGUGCUUAUGCGUUAUAACGCAUUAUAAAUAAGUUGUUAGGACUUUGUACAUGCAUAUAUUAUAACGCAUUAUAAAUAAGUUGUUAAGAUUGUGUACAUACAUGCAUUAUAACGCAUUAUAAAUAAGUUGUUAGGACUUUGUACAUACAUGCAUUAUAAAUAAGUUGUUAGGACUUUGUACAUACAUACAUUAUAGCGCAUUAUAAAUGAGUUGUUAGGACUUUGUACAUACAUGCAUUAUAAAGCAUUAUAAAUAAGUUGUUAGGACUUUGUACAUUCAUGCAUUAUAAAGCAUUAUAAAUAAGUUGUUAGGACUUUGUACAUACAUGCAUUAUAACGCAUUAUAAAUAAGUUGUUAAGAUUAUGUACAUACAUGCAUUAUAACGCAUUAUAAAUGAGUUGUUAGGACUUUGUACAUACAUGCAUUAUAAAGCAUUAUAAAUAAGUUGCUAGGACUUUGUACAUAUAUGCAUUAGCUCAUAUAUAUAGUAUAUCAAUUUCACUUUGCAUGUUCGAUCUCAUCAUUGAAAUAUUUUCAAAACGAUCAGUAAAGUUGGACGAUCAAAAGGUUGAUUUUUUGGAACAUAACUGAGAAUCUAAUACAAUACUUUAUUACAAAUUACACCCGGAAGUGUCCUUGAUCGUACUAGCGCUUAGUGUCGGAUCUAAAAUGAAAUGAAUUAUGACCUUCCGUUGUAGAAUACUUUGAAUGUGAACACCUAUUUAAAUGCCAUAAACCGGUACUUAGCACUUCCAAUCGGUUGUGAAUAUGAUAGAAAAUAUGGCGAUUUGUUUGGCACCCCCUCGUCUGAUCUUAAUCACUAUUUAAGGAAACACGACAUUUCACGAAUAUGAUCAUUAACAUUUUCCAAAUAACCUGACAGAGAGCCAAAAUGACACGCAGUAUCAGCGUCUUACUGAAUGACCCACGUUAAAUGAACAAUGAUGUAGUUUAAAUACUAUUUAAAGAUCUUCAUCAUAUUGAAGUUAUCAAGUUGUUAUGCGAUUAACCUUUUAGUUACUUUCAGAUAAGUAUUUUGCUUUAGUACAUUGUAUUAUUUGAUCAGACAGAAAAUUAAUUUCGUUGAAAAUGUUCUGAAGACGAGUUUGAAUACAAUAAAAAUUCGAAGUAUU
Molecule: messenger RNA, 6878 nt
Organism: Ostrea edulis (European flat oyster)
Lineage: Eukaryota; Metazoa; Mollusca; Bivalvia; Ostreida; Ostreidae
Product: sushi, von Willebrand factor type A, EGF and pentraxin domain-containing protein 1-like
Exons: 26
Coding region: 62-4597 (1511 amino acids)
Molecular function (GO): calcium ion binding
Source: RefSeq, a predicted model, not a curated record